Messenger RNA from Zingiber officinale, 3362 nucleotides. RefSeq names its product kinesin-like protein KIN-5A. The record is from RefSeq and is a predicted model, not a curated record. Gene Ontology annotation, biological process: microtubule-based movement. Gene Ontology annotation, molecular function: microtubule binding; plus-end-directed microtubule motor activity; ATP binding. The transcript has 23 exons. The coding region runs from base 149 to 3289 and encodes 1046 amino acids. NCBI's taxonomy places the organism in Eukaryota, Viridiplantae, Streptophyta, Magnoliopsida, Zingiberales, Zingiberaceae.
GUCGUCGUGAUCUCCGCCUUGUCGAACUGCUCGGCGACUCGAUCCAUCUUCCGCACUCCAAAUUCCUCUUUCGACGGAGAAAUCUCACAGAAGCCAAGUGAUCUUGUGCCAGAAUCUCACAGUUCGAGUAUAUUCGUGGUAGUAGAAGAUGGAUAACUCUCAAAGGAGAUCGGGAUUUGUCCCGGUGUCGCCUUCACAAACUCCGAGGUCCACGGAGAAGCACGGGAGAGAUUUCCGGUCGUUGGAUGGGAAUGGUAACUCGAGCAGCAAGUUCGAUAGGGAGAGGGGGGUCAACGUCCAAGUGAUCCUAAGAUGCAGGCCAUUAAGUGACGACGAGAAGAGAGGGAGCCCCCAGGCGGUCAUUUCUUGCAAUGAACAUCGUAGAGAAGUUUUAGCUGCUCAGAAUGUUGCUAACAAGCUGAUCGACAGAACCUUUACCUUCGACAAGGUUUUCGGCCCAACCUCGAAGCAAAAGGAUUUGUUUGUCCAAGCUGUAGCUCCUGUAGUAAAUGAGGUUCUAGAGGGCUACAAUUGCACCAUAUUUGCAUAUGGGCAGACAGGCACAGGAAAGACUUAUACAAUGGAAGGUGAGGGAAGAAAAGUCAAGAAUGGAGAGUUUCCAAGUGAUGCUGGAGUUAUCCCAAGGGCUGUGAAACAAAUUUUUGGAAUACUGGAGGCACAAUGUGCUGAAUAUAGCAUGAAGGUCUCAUUUCUUGAGCUGUACAAUGAGGAGAUAACUGAUCUUUUGGCCCCAGACGAAUCAAAAUUCUCUGACGACAAGAAUAAGAAGCCUAUCGCUCUCAUGGAGGAUGGGAAGGGUGGUGUUUUUGUGAGAGGAUUGGAGGAGGAGGUAGUCUAUACUGCUGAUGAAAUUUACAGAAUCUUGGACAAGGGGUCUGCAAAAAGGCGUACUGCAGAGACUCUACUCAACAAACAAAGUAGCAGAUCCCAUUCCAUUUUUUCCAUUACAAUUCACAUCAAGGAGAUUACUCCUGAUGGAGAAGAACUGAUUAAAUCUGGCAAACUUAAUCUUGUUGAUCUUGCUGGUUCAGAAAAUAUAUCACGAUCUGGUGCUAGAGAUGGAAGAGCAAGAGAAGCUGGGGAAAUUAAUAAAAGUUUGCUCACUCUUGGCCGUGUGAUUAAUACUCUUGUUGAGCAUUCUGGCCAUAUUCCAUAUCGAGACAGCAAAUUGACAAGGCUGCUUAGAGACUCCUUGGGAGGAAAGACUAAGACUUGUGUUAUUGCCACUAUAUCACCAUCCAUCCUCAGUUUGGAAGAGACACUGAGCACCUUGGAUUAUGCACACCGUGCAAAGAAUAUCAAGAACAAGCCUGAGGUUAACCAAAAGAUGAUGAAAUCUGCUAUGAUCAAGGAUUUAUAUGCAGAUAUUGACCGCCUUAAACAGGAGUUAUUUGCUGCAAGAGAGAAGAAUGGCAUCUACAUCCCACGUGAUAUGUACUUGAUUGAAGAAGCUGAGAAGAAGGCCAUGACUGAGAAAAUAGAAAAAUUGGAAGUUGAUCUGGACUCAAAGGAUAAGCAAUUAGGUGGGCUUCAAGAACUUUACAAUUCACAAAAGAUACUUAGUGAAGAUUUUAGUGACAAACUAGAACAAACUCAGGAAAAACUGGUGAACACUGAGCAACUUUAUUUGGGCUUGGAAGAAAGAUGUAGGCAAGCAAACUCUAUAAUAAAAGAGAAGGAAUUUUUUAUAUCCAAUCUUCUCAAGUCAGAGGAGGCGCUUGUCAAUCGUGCGUAUGAUCUGAGAUCCGAGCUACAAAAUGCAGCUGCUGAUGUUUCAGGCUUGUUCUCAAAAAUAGAGAGAAAAGAUAAAAUAGAGGAAGGGAACAGAAUACUUGUCCAAAACUUCCGGUACAUGUUAACCCAACAACUAGACACCUUGCAUACAACUGUCUCAGCUUCAGUGAUGGAACAGGAGAAUCAACUGAAAGAAAUGGAAGAAAACAUGCAAUCCUUUGUGUCUACAAAAGCAAAGGCCACAAAUGAUCUUAGAUUGCAUGUUGACAGCCUCAAAAAUAUGUAUCAUUCAGGGUUCAGAGUGUUGAAUGAUUUAGCUGGCGAACUUGGCAAUAAUUCGGGAGACACACUUAGUAUACUGAAUUACCAAGUGUUUCUGUAUUCUUCAGCUCUUGAAGAUUGCUUCAGAAGAAUAGCUUUGGAGGCUGAUCAACUUCUAAAUCAACUUCAGCUAUCUUUGUUGAACCAAGAGGACAAGUUAGCUACCUUUGCUCAGCGGCAACGUGAGGGUCAUGAUAGAGCAAUUGAGUCGACAAGGUCAAUUUCAAAGAUAACAUCAGAUUUUUUUGAAUCCCUUGAUAUUCAUGCAUCUAAACUAACCAUGUUCGUGGAAGAGUCACAAAUUAUACAAAAUCAGCAACUGCAUGAUCUUGAGAAGAACUUUGAGGAAUGUGCUGCUAGAGAAGAGGAACAAUUAUUGGAAAAGGUGGCAGAGAUGUUAGCCGCUUCAAGUUCUAGGAAGAAGAUGUUGGUUCAAACAGCUGUUAACAAUCUCCGAUCCACUGCCGUUGAGAGAACAAGCAGUCUACAAAACGAAAUGUCGACAACUCAUCAGUUCACCUGUUCUGUUAAAGAACAGUGGAGAACAUACAUGGAAGAAACUGAGAACAACUACCUCGAGGAUAUUGCAUCAGUAGGAAGUGGCAGAAAUGGCCUUGAAGAAGGUUUCAAAAUUUGCAAGGAAAAUACUAAAAUGGCUGCACAGCAGUGGAGAGAUGCUCAAAAUUCUCUGAUGAAACUUGGUACAGGACAUGUAUCAUCAAUGGAUUCAAUUAUCAGGAAUGGAUUGGAUGCUAACCACCUUCAGUGUGCUAAGCUGUCGUCUGUUGUCUCAUCGACACUCGAAGAUGUUGAUGCCUCAAACCAGGAUCUUCUAUCCUCCAUUGAUUGUUCAUUCAAACUCGACCAAGUAGCAUGUGCCAACUUUGAUUCGAUGCUCGUCCCGUGCCGCAGAGAGCUGAGAGAAUUGAAGAGUGGUCACUACCACAAGAUCGUCGAGAUAACAGACGACGCAAGGAAAUGUCUCGAAGAAGAAUAUAUGAUGGACGCACCAUCUUGUUCCACCCCGAAGUGUCGGCCGAUCAAUCUGCCGAGUGCUGCGUCGAUCGAGGAUCUACGUACCCCGGCUUUUGAAGAGCUAUUGAACUCAACACCCACUUCUAGGCAAGCAAAUGGCGAUGCGAAAAACUACGCCGGGUCAUGUGAGUCUCAAUUGUUGAGAGACUCUAGGAUUCCUCUAAUCGCUAUCAACUAAGGCCAAUUGAUUUAGAGUUCGUUGAGCAGGAAUGUGGUUCGUAGAUUAUAUAUUACAUAGAAGUUUAAUUCAA